This is a messenger RNA of Ambispora leptoticha, 170 nucleotides long. The record is from the annotation of a GenBank genome assembly. NCBI's taxonomy places the organism in Eukaryota, Fungi, Glomeromycota, Glomeromycetes, Archaeosporales, Ambisporaceae.
GAAGUGUGCGGUGCACUUCUAGUGAACCCAAUAGACUUAAAAGAAAUAGCAGAUAUCAAAAUAACUAAAAGAACAAGAGACGAAAGCAACAACAACCCAACACACAAAAUAACCUACAAGGUUACCCCACAACCAAAGGGAAAGACCAAAAAAAUGGACUACCAACAACA